AUGGUGAAGAAGAAUGAUGCUCCGGUGUCUAGCUUGCUGCAUUCUUUUAGUUUCUUGCCUGUGAAGCAAUCUUCUUACGAAAAGCUGAACGUUGUUAGAGAAACCAUCAGGGCAAGAAUCUGUACAGAGGAAAUUGUGCCAAGCGUGUCACAUUUAGGACAAAAGUUCUUUCACAGGCCGUGCGAAGUUGGUCGUUUGAUUUCUUCUUUCUGGGAUAUCUUGGAGAAAGCGAGAAGAGAAGGUGCGAGUUUGCAUAAUAUAUCAUCACAUGGGAUGUAUAUUCUUGAUUCUUCCUUUGAUAGACCUGAAAACGAUAAUGUUCUCAGUUUCUUGGGGUUGAAGCAAGUAAGCAACGAAUGGUAUGCGAAAUGCAUACAAGGCUGCGAUCUCGUGACAAGUGUAUCGGAAGAGACUUAUGUGGAGAUUCUGUUUUUCAUAGCUGAGAAUUGGGAAUCAAGAUUUCAGAACACAAACAUGGAUAAAGUCCCUCUUAUCAAGUACCUUGUUCAGAAAGGAACGAGUUAUGUAAGCAGCUUGUCAGAUUUGAGUUCUCUGACGCUAUGUCUCUCUUCAGAUAAGAACCAUGCAUGGCUUCUUGAUUGGAACAGUGAGUUUCUUAGAUGCAUGCCUAAGUUUGUUUUCUUGCCGCAAAUAACGCGAACAGCGUUGAAAGCUUCCUCCAACAGACAAACGAUAUAUGAUUGGCUUAAACUGAAGGUUAAAGUCAUCGAUCUUAGCGUAUCUGAUUACGCAAAACGUCUCCGAGAGAGUCUUAACGGAGACAAGAGGCUUGUGGUUGCGUAUGCACACUUCUUGCAUCACUCAAUCUCGCAGGGCUUUUUAUCCAUAGGAGAGGCUGAGAAAUGCUGCAGCAAUGGCAUGCCUCUUGUGGACAACUAUGGGGAUGUUAACACAAACAGGCACGGUGUUCUUGUUCCCGCUAGUGUUGGUAAAUGGGUUAGCUUAACCGGUUCGAAUCCUUGGACGCAGGACGGUUAUAUAGAGCUCUGGGAAGAGUACAUGUCGUCUGGAAAGUUCGCUGGUGUAAGGUCUGGUCAUAGAGAGCUUCUAGGGUUCUUGGAAACUUAUGUUAAAGCUGGAGAUAUACCUGAGAUACAACCACCAGAUGCUGCUAUACCUGCGUUAUCUGGUUCUCUAAUAAAAGAGAAUGCUUUGUUGCUUUUGGAGUGGAUAAAGAAUAAAAGAAACUCUCUUCCUCCCAAGUUUCUUGAUUCUGUUAAAAGGGGAAGCUGGUUGAGAACGAAGAUGAAUAAUUCCUCUGAUUAUAGGCCACCGUCUCAGUCUUUUUACCAUACUUCAUCAUGGGGAAAAAUUCUGAAAAGCGGAUCGAUUCUUGUUGAUAUGCCACUUGUUGAUCGAAGAUUCUACGGGAAGAAGAUUGAGAGUUACCAAGAAGAGCUGAAACUUGCUGGUGUCAUGUUUGAGUUUAGUCAAGCUUCUAGGUUUGUUGGCGAACAUCUUAUGAGUUUAGCUGGGAGCUCGUCUCUGUCAAGAGCCAGCGUUAUUUCGAUUCUGAAAUUUAUCAGACACUUGAGAGAGAAGCUUCUCCCACCUGACGACUUCAUCAGAGCCAUCAAGAAUAUACCUUGGCUUAGGACAAGUUCCGGUGACAGACCACCACAUGGAGCUGUUCUGUUCAGCCAAGACUGGAAAGCUGCGUCGCUGAUCUGUGACAUUCCGUUCAUUGAUAUAGAUGUCUACGGUGAGUCUGAUCUCAGCGGCUUCAAGGAAGAGCUUAAGUUGCUUGGCGUUGUGGUUGAGUUUCCCGGUAACCACAGCCUCGUUUUCUCUCAUUUGAAUCUGACCAAGCUUAAUCAUAUGACGUCCGAUGCAAUGCUCUUAGUUCUUGAUUGCAUGCGUCAAUUGAUACCUCCUCCAACGCUGAUGCAUGUCAUGAGAACUUCUCAAUGCUUUAAGACGAGAAGUGGAUACAAAGCUCCUGCGGAUUGUUUCUUACCUGAUGAGGAAUGGAGUUGUCUCCUCUCUGUUUCCGAUUGCUUCCCUCUGAUCGACGAGGGUUUCUACGGAGACAAAAUCUUAACGUACAAAGACGUGCUGAAGAAGAUUGGUGUUGUGGUUGAGCUUGAAGAUGCUGUGAAAGUCUUUGUACAAACCUUUAAGAAGAAAGCUACUUCCGUUGGUCUAACUCGAAACUGCGCCUUGUCUCUCCUGUCUUGCUACAAGAAACUGAUGGCAAGUACACACAAGUUUCCUGAAGAUCUUAUGAAACUCUACAAAGAGUUACAGUGGCUGCCUACAAAGCUCGGCGACUUUCGUGCACCAAAGGACUGCAUCCUCUAUGAACCAGAAUGGGAACCUCUCCGGCUCAUAGCGAAUCUACCCUUUAUCAAUGACGUCUCAGACAGCAUAAGCGACUACAAGAAAGAGCUAAAGAGCUUAGGAGCCACAGUUGAGAUGAGAGAAGGCAUGCGCCAUUUGGUUAGUUGCUUAAGUCUCCCUUAUGAUCCAUCUCGGAUCACUGCUACAAGUGCGUUGUCUCUUUUGAAGUGUGUCACGUUCUUGAUUGAGAGUAGAUUACUCUCUAACGAGUUUCUUGAUAAGGUUUCUGUCAAAUGGUUGAAGACACAUAAUGGUUAUCAUAGUCCAAAAGAGUGUCUUUUGUUCGAUAAAAGCUGGAAACUAGAGCCGUGUGAUGGUCCUUUCAUAGAUGAAAAGUAUUACGGCAUAUCAGCGCUUAAAGGUUACAAGAGAGAGCUUAUUGAGAUUGGAGCUUGUCAUGAUUCAGCUAAAGCCUGUCAGUUGCUUGCUAACCACGUUUACACUCAUUCUGAUUCUGCUGCGAUUACAAGGAUAUAUAGGCUUCUCAGUAGAUUUCAGUGGAAAGCCGAGAAAGGUGGUGAGUUUCCAUGCAAGAUUUGGAUCCCAAGCGAUGGUAAAUGGGCAGAUGUUUCUAGCUGCGUGAUCUGUGACAAAGAUAAACUCUUUGGAUCGCAGCUAAACGUUCUUGAAAACCAUUACAAGGACAAGAAACUUCUUGGCUUCUUCUCAUCGGCGUUUGACGUGAGAAGUAAGCCUUCCAUUGAAGAUUACUAUGCUUUGUGGAAAUAUUGGGAGACGACGAGGAACUUCUUGUCCAACGAAGAGUGUUGUGCGUUCUGGAGUUUCGUCGUGGGACACAGUAACACGGUUGAAGCCGAGAAGCUUCUCUCUGAAACGUUUUCGCGUUUGCCCGUAAACGCAACAGAUGGGAGCAAUAGUGGUGGAGGAGUGUUGUUGUGUAGCAAGAGCGACGUGUUCAUAGGUGAUGACUUGCGCUUGAAGGAUCUCUUCAUAUAUUCUCCUGUUUUCGUCUGGUACCCAACUCCAAGCAUCCCUACAUUGUCACAAACGAAGCUUAUGGAGAUUUACAGAGUCAUCGGCGUGAAAGAGAUCUCCAAAUGCGUCGAGAUCGCUGAAGCUAAGUUAACAGAUAGAGUCAAAACCGUGAAGCAAGAGAAUAACAAUAAUCUGAUCGGACCUGGCUUAGUGAGGCUAAUUCUAGGGUUCCUCUCUGAUCCAUCUCUCAAGAUAGAAGCUGAGGAACGUUCUAGGAUCAUACAUGGCCUUCUUAGCCGCAACGUUGUGCAAACUCCGGAGACGAUCUCGACGGAGUAUACUCUGAAUCUACCGUCUAAGGGAGAGAAGAUAAUCGCUAAGGCUGAGAGGAUGAUAAGGUGGGAGAGAGAGAAAGGAGUGCUUUAUGCAGAGAAGAUGAAGAAACGUUGUGGUCAAAGAAAGGUUAUAGAGAACGCCACGUGUUUCGCUGAGGUGAUUGCUAAAGGAGUGAUGUGGGAGAGAGAGGAUCUGAUUGGACAGUUAUCAGAGCUUGUGAAGAUGGCUUACUUGUUGAAGUUCGAUGAAAAGGCUUUAGAGUUUCUUAUGAAAUCCAAAAACCUUCAGGUCUAUGAAGAAGACGAGAAACUCAUCUCAGAUGCCUUCUCUCUCAAGUAA
Microthlaspi erraticum is the source of this 3972-nucleotide messenger RNA. The record is from the annotation of a GenBank genome assembly. NCBI's taxonomy places the organism in Eukaryota, Viridiplantae, Streptophyta, Magnoliopsida, Brassicales, Brassicaceae.